Fragaria vesca subsp. vesca is the source of this 978-nucleotide messenger RNA. Its product is annotated as transcription factor MYB28-like. The record is from RefSeq and is a predicted model, not a curated record. NCBI's taxonomy places the organism in Eukaryota, Viridiplantae, Streptophyta, Magnoliopsida, Rosales, Rosaceae. The transcript has 4 exons. The coding region runs from base 1 to 978 and encodes 325 amino acids.
AUGGAAGGCAAAAGGGAUGAAGGUAUAAGAAAAGGACCAUGGAAAGCGGAGGAAGAUGAAGUGCUUCUCAACCAUGUCAAGAAAUGUGGUCCGAGGGACUGGAGCUCCAUUCGAUCCAAAGGCCUCUUGCAGCGUACCGGAAAGUCUUGCCGUCUCCGUUGGGUUAAUAAGCUUCGACCCAAUUUGAAGAAUGGGUGCAAAUUUUCACUAGAGGAGGAGAGGGUGGUGAUAGAGUUGCAAGCACAAUUUGGGAACAAAUGGGCAAAAAUUGCAACCCAUUUGGCUGGAAGAACUGACAAUGAUGUCAAGAACUUUUGGAGUAGCAGGCAGAAGAGACUGGCUAGGAUUCUGCAGACAUCAACAGCAGCAAUCACACCCUCCAAAUCACACAAAAACAGAAGGGAAAUUCCUGUUUAUCAUGAUGAGGUUCCCACCUUGGAGGAGCCGGAGUAUAGAGAGAAUCCAAAGCACUUCUUUUUCAAAGAGAUUCCAAAAUUCAGUUGUUCAUCAGAGGGAGAGUCAUCAUCGCAGGCUGCAUCAUGCUCAUCACCAUGCAUUGGAAACUCCGAUGCGCUCCAAAUGGUGCCAGUCCCUGAUCUUCUUGACUCCAAGUUUCUUGGUUUUGAAGCAGACCCUGUUCAGCAGGAGCCCGCACUACCUGAGAAGAAUCUAUGGAUCGAGUCCCAACCUCUAAUCCCGUUCCUGGAGAACCAACAACCCCAAACAGACCUUGAAUUCUCAUCAGACCAAGAACUCCUGAAACUGGACUUCGACAUGCUCACAACUCUGGAUGCUGAACUUGGCAAACAACUCGACAUCGGACCACCAUUUCUUGAGCCAGUAGGAAGCUGUGGAAAUGUUGAAGGGGAAAUGAUUGACGACCCAAUAACCCCGGACUGCGUCUUCGAUGACUUUCCAGCAGACAUGUUUGAUCAAAUCGAGCUGCUGCCGAAUGGUUCAAAUCCAUCUCAUGAUUGA